Ilyonectria robusta is the source of this 810-nucleotide messenger RNA. Its product is annotated as ubiquitin-conjugating enzyme/RWD-like protein. The transcript has 3 exons. The record is from RefSeq and is a predicted model, not a curated record. Bases 1 to 810 code for a protein of 269 amino acids. NCBI's taxonomy places the organism in Eukaryota, Fungi, Ascomycota, Sordariomycetes, Hypocreales, Nectriaceae.
AUGGCCAGCAAAGCAGCAAACAAGCGGUUGACCCGCGAAUACAAGACCAUCUCCGAGAACCCGCCGCCUUACAUCACCGCUCACCCCUCAGAGUCCAACAUCCUAGAAUGGCACUACAUCAUUACUGGUCCUGAGGACACUCCCUAUCACGGGGGACAGUAUUGGGGUACGCUGAUAUUCCCUCCGAACUAUCCGUUUGCGCCGCCCGCCAUUCGAAUGCAUACCCCGUCCGGCCGAUUCCAGCCAUCAACCCGACUCUGCCUUUCGAUUUCCGACUUCCACCCCAAAUCCUUCAACCCUGCGUGGGAAGUCUCCACCAUCCUUAUCGGACUUCUUUCCUUCAUGACGAGCGAAGAGAUGACGACUGGCUCCGUCUCCAGCACUGCGGCUGAGCGACGAUACCUUGCCUCACGAUCUCGGUGGUGGAACUCGACCGGAAACGGAUCAAACUCUAAGGCCAACCCCGCAAUGAAGGGCAACGUUAAGGCCGGCGAUGGUGGCGCCAAGUUCCGAGCGGAGUGGUCAGACGUCGAUGUUGAGAACUGGGAGUGGAUCAAGAAGAACAAGGUCGACCCUGUGACGGGCACCCGAUUAGACGUCGACAAUGCCGCCUCUUGUCGCCCCCAGUUGGGAAUUGCUGCAUCAGGCAGCGGUCAUCAGGCACAGGCUGUUGUGGAUGCCGUAGUCCAGCAACGGGAAGCCGGAACUAGUUGGAUCUACCGUAACAAGCUCCUUGUUGCAGGAGCUGCCAUCUUCAUCUACGUUCUCAUCGCACGCCUCGUCAGUGGCGAUGGGAGCAGCUCGUCAUAG